UGUUAGAAAGCCUUCUUGCACCCCCUGGUGCUCUGGCGUUUUGUGUGGUAGGCAAGGAGAUUUGUCUCUCUCUCUCUUCUCUCUCUCUCUGGUUGCUCAUUAUUCAGAGAGAGAGAGAGAGACAGAGAGAGAGAGACGGAUAUCUCAGGUCAUCUGCAGCUGCAGCAAGCCAGUGAAGGAGAGAGAGAGAGAGAGAGGGAGAGGGAAAGAGAGGGGGGAGGAAGAGAAGAAGAAGAAGCAGGGGAGAGGAGGAGGAAGAAAAAAAAAAGCAGGGAAAAAGAUGGCGAUCCUCCAUUGCUGAGACCUGGCAAGGAGCACAUGAGACUAGCAAAAACAACUUCCACAACAAUUGCAAGGAGGAGGAAGAGGAGGAGGAGGAGAAGGAGGAGGAGAGGGACGAGACCAGCACCAGGACCUUUCUGAACCAGCAAUUUGAGUGCUAAGCAGGAUUCAUAGCCCUGUUCAAUCAUGGAAACCCACUUGGUGAUCCUCAGCAAAUCAGACUCUCGGUCUUAGAGAAAGGAUUUCCUGAUGUAAGACUUACCCAUAAGAACAAUGGAGGUGCUGCAGUGUGAUGGCUGUGAUUUUCGAGCGCCAUCCUAUGAAGAUCUCAAAGCUCAUAUUCAGGAUGUUCAUACGGCAUUUCUGCAGCCCACAGAUGUUGCUGAGGAAACUCCUAGCCAGUCAAGGUUUGGCUCCAUGAACAGCACUGACCAGGCUGAUGUGGAAUAUUCUUCUGUAAAAGAUGAAUUUGCAAUUGCAGAUGAGAUAGCAGGGCAAAAUGCAGCUCAGCUGGGAACUGCAAAUUACUACAGCCAUAGCCAGAAUUAUUAUGGCCAACAUAUGCUCUCCAAGCCAGCAAACAAAUUUUUCCAGUGCAAAUUCUGUGUGCGCUAUUUCAGAUCCAAAAACCUUCUCAUAGAGCACACACGAAAAGUUCAUGGUGCUCAGGCUGGAGGAUCACCAGCUGGAUCACCUGGCUCCAUGAAUUACAACAUUAUGAUGCAUGAAGGCUUUGGUAAGGUUUUUUCUUGCCAGUUCUGCACCUACAAAUCUCCGAGGCGUGCAAGGAUUAUCAAACACCAGAAGAUGUACCACAAGAACAGUUUGAAGGAGAGCUCCACGCCUCCUGCCACUUCAGCAGCUUUAUCUGAAUCGGCAUCUACAUCUGUAUCAGUGCAGGACUCAUGCAAGGAGCUUCCAGCUGAAGUUGUAGAGCGCAGUAUCUUAGAGUCGAUGGUCAAGCCUUUAACUAAGUCAAGAGGUAACUUCUGUUGUGAAUGGUGUAGUUACCAGACGCCUCGAAGGGAACGCUGGUGUGAUCAUAUGAUGAAGAAACAUCGCAGCAUGGUGAAAAUACUCUCAAGUCUGAGGCAGCAACAGGAUGGGACCAAUAUGCCAGAAGGCUCGAGCAAAAGUCCACCAAGCCCCACCUCAAACUCUAAUUAUAUCCCCAUGAAUGCUUCUGGACGAGAGAUGCCUAAUGCAAAUGUCCCAAACUACAGAAGUUCUAUGAACAAUUCCCUUGGCAGGUCCAAUUCUUCUUCAAAAUUUUCUUCUGUUUCUUAUCCACAUUUGAAACAUAAGGCACCUCACAACUCGGGCAUGGUUAAUAUGUCUGACAGAUCUCGAUAUGGGAUUGGCGACAUGGCAAAUUCUUCUGCUGAUAUGGAUACAAACAGUAUGCUAAACGACUCCAGUUCUGAUGAUGAGCUGAAUGAACUAGACAGUGAGAAUGGGUUGAACUCCAUGGAUCACCAAAGCUCAGGAUUAACUGCAGAGCAACUGAUGGGAUCUGAGGGCCACAAGUUAUUGGAAACAAAGGGGAUCCCAUUUAGAAGGUUCAUGAAUAGGUUCCAGUGUCCUUUCUGCCCUUUCCUUACCAUGCAUCGGCGGAGCAUUUCCCGCCAUAUUGAAAACAUCCAUCUGUCAGGCAAGACAGCAGUAUACAAAUGUGAUGAAUGUCCUUUCACUUGUAAGAGCUCAUUCAAACUAGGAGCUCACAAACAGUGUCAUAGUGGUGCAGCAUCAGACUGGGAUGCAGUAAAUUCCCAAACUGAGAGUAUAGCCUCUUCUUUAAAUGAAAGCACAGUAUCCUAUGAAGGGGGUAAUAUAAAUGGUAGGAAAUCUGGAGGAAUUAUGGAUUCCUUACAGCAACAGCAACAGUCUCCACAAUCCAACUCACAGCACCCAUAUAAAUGUACCAUGUGCAAUUAUUCCACAACCACUUUGAAAGGUCUUCGAGUUCAUCAGCAGCACAAACACUCAUUUUGUGACAAUUUACCAAAAUACGAGGGUGCUUCAUCAAAUACUCCUCAAGACAGUGAACCUGAUACUCUUGUCUCUCCUAGCACUGUGAAGAAAAGCCAGACCUCAAUUCUUGGACUAUCUUCUAAAAACAACUUCGUAGCUAAAGCCUCUAGAAAGAUGUCCAAUGAUUUCCCCCUCGAUCUGUCACCAGUAAAGAAGAGAACUAGAAUUGAUGAGAUAGCAAGCAACUUGCAAAGCAAAAUCAGUCAAAACAAGCAGCAGGAAGAUGCAGUAAUCAACGUGGAGGAUGAGGAAGAGGAAGAAGAAGAGAAUGAAGUAGAGAUAGAAGUAGAACUAGACAAGGAGGAAGAACAAGCAGAACCACUGAUGGACAUAGCAUCGUUUGCUUCCCAACAAAUGUGGGGAAGAGAUACUAGUGACACCCAGAAAGAGUCCAACUACAGGAAUAUUGCCCAUGACUAUAAUUCCACCAAUGGGGCCGAAAUAGAGCUCACUAUAUCUGAGGAUGAGGAAGAUUAUUAUUGUUCUUCAAUUGGCUUGAAGGAGCAGGGCUUGAAUUCAUCUGUUUUGGGCAGCCAGUCAAGUAUAUAUGGAUCAGAUCAAAACAAUGAUAAUUCUGAUUAUGGUGAUUCUGGGCGGCUUUACUAUUGUAAACACUGUGACUUCAGCAACAAGUCUGCCAGGAGUGUUAGCACUCAUUACCAGCGGAUGCAUCCCUACAUUAAAUUCAGCUUUAGGUAUAUCCUAGAUCCUAAUGAUCACAGUGCAGUGUACAGAUGUCUUGAAUGUUACAUUGAUUAUACAAACUUUGAAGACCUACAACAACAUUAUGGUGAGCAUCAUCCUGAAGCAAUGAAUGUACUAAAUUUUGAUCAUUCUGAUUUGAUCUAUCGCUGCCGCUUCUGCUCUUACACCAGCCCGAAUGUUAGAAGUUUAAUGCCGCAUUACCAAAGAAUGCAUCCAACCGUGAAAAUUAACAAUGCAAUGAUAUUCUCGAGCUAUGUAGUUGAGCAACAGGAGAGUUUAAGCUCAGAGUCUCAGACUUUGAGAGAGAUCUUGAACUCAGCUCCCAAAAGUCUAGCUAGUUCGCCCCCAGUUGCACGUGGGACUAGUGUACCGGGUGCUUUUAACAAAAACUCUCCAAAAGGCAACAGCCCAGAAUCUGAAAGCCAGAAAGAGUCAUCAGUAAAUAGUGUUGUAGUUUAUGACUGUGAUGUCUGCUCAUUUGCUAGUCCUAAUAUGCAUUCUGUCCUAGUGCAUUACCAGAAAAAACAUCCAGAAGAAAAGGCUUCCUACUUCAGGAUUCAGAAGACCAUGCGCAUAGUGUCUGUGGAAAGGGGCUCUGCUCUGGCUCAGAUGGCCUAUGAAAUGGGAUCUCCUGUUUCCCCCAAAAUGUCCAACUUGCCUUCACAGCUCCCACCUCCACCACCUCCAGACCUUAUCACUGAGCUUUACUACUGCAAACAUUGCUCUUAUAGCAACCGGUCAGUGGUCGGAGUGUUAGUGCAUUACCAGAAAAGGCAUCCAGAGAUAAAAGUUACUGCAAAAUAUAUUAGACAGGCACCUCCCACUGCAGCGAUGGUGCGAGCUGGAGAGAUGUCUCCUGGUAUCCAUAGACCACCAGGAUCUAUGCAUCAGCUUAAUAGAGGCAGUUCGGGGAGUGCUGUAGCACCCUCAGAGAAUGAGAUGUUCUUCUGCCAGCACUGUGAUUAUGGAAACCGGACUGUGAAAGGAGUGCUCAUACAUUACCAAAAGAAGCACCGUGAUUUCAAAGCCAAUGCUGAUGUGAUUAGACAGCACACUGCCACAAUCAGAAGCCUUUGUGAUCCUGGCCAGAAAAACUCCCCUGGUGGCAUGCAGACACCAGCUUCCAAUGCUGAGCGAGAAAAGGCCAAGCUGAGAGCUCUCAAAUGCCGGCAGUGUUCUUAUACAUCUCCUUAUUUCUAUGCACUAAGGAAGCACAUUAAAAAGGACCACGCAAGCUUGAAGGCUACAGUCACAUCUAUUUUGCGAUGGGCAUUUUUGGAUGGCUUAAUAGAAGCUGGAUAUCAUUGUGAAUGGUGUAUCUAUUCUCAUGCCGAGCCCAGCGGCUUGCUUGUGCAUUACCAAAGGCGACAUCCUGAGCAUUAUGUGGACUAUACCUAUAUGGCAACAAAGCUCUGGGCAGGGCCAGAUCCUUCACCUCCAGCCUUGUUGAUACCCUCGGAGAUGAAAACAUAUAAAUGCAGAGAUUGCAUUUUUGAAGCCUCUUCCAUUUGGGACAUUACUAAUCACUACCAAGCAUUUCACCCUUGGGCUAUGAAUGGGGAUGAAUCUGUAUUGCUAGAUAUCAUUAAGGAGAAAGAUGCUGCUGAUAAAGCCAACCCAGCAGCCAAUGAUAUUGGUGCUAGGAUAAAUUCAGAGGACCAUUUGCCAGUAUCACAGAUGGACCAGGAUGCCGAAUACGCUGACGAUUCAAACCUUUCACAAGAUAAAGCAAUCCAGCUCACCUCUGUGAACCCUGCAAUAUCUUCAACACCAUACCAGUGCACAGUUUGCCAAUCAGAAUACAACAACUUACAUGGACUUCUGACUCACUAUGGCAAAAAACAUCCUGGGAUGAAAGUGAAAGCUGCAGAUUUUGCACAAGACAUCGAUAUUAAUCCAGGAGCUGUGUACAAAUGUAGGCAUUGUCCAUACAUUAAUACACGUAUCCACGGUGUUCUUACGCACUACCAGAAAAGGCAUCCUUCAGUUAAGGUCACAGCAGAAGAUUUUGUGCAUGAUGUGGAGCAACCUGCUGACAUGAACCAGAAUGAUGUGGAAGAGACCAGUAGGAUUUUCAAGCAAGGGUAUGGUGCUUACAGGUGUAAAUUGUGCCCUUACACACAUGGCACAUUAGAGAAACUAAAAAUACAUUAUGAGAAAUACCAUAAUCAGCCUGAAUUUGAUGUGUUUGCACAGUCGCCUCCCAAGUUUCCUACUUCCAUGGAACCAGAAAUAGUUACUGAAAUUAAGCCCUCCCCAGAAAUCUUGCCUGAGGAGAUAAUUGGAGAGGAUCUGGUGCCCCCUUCCCACUUUGCAACUUCUCAUUUGGUUUCUCACACUGUAUUCCGGUGCCAGCUCUGUAAGUAUUUUUGCUCCACAAGGAAAGGGAUAGCUAGGCAUUACCGGAUAAAGCACAAUAAUGUACGGGCCCAGCCGGAAGGCAAGAACAACCUCUUUAAAUGUGCUUUGUGUUCCUACACAAAUCCUAUCCGUAAAGGUUUGGCUGCACAUUAUCAGAAGCGUCAUGACAUUGAUGCUUACUAUACACAUUGUUUGGCAGCCUCGAGGACCGUAAGUGACAAACCCAAUAAAGUGAUCAUUCCAUCGCCCCAGAAAGAAGAUUCUCCUCAGUUGAGUGAGGAGCUGAGAAGGGCUGUGGAGAAGAAGAAGUGUUCUCUGUGCUCUUUCCAGUCCUUCAGCAAAAAAGGCAUUGUGUCCCAUUACAUGAAACGCCACCCAGGAGUGUUCCCGAAGAAACAGCAUGCAAGCAAGCUGGGGGGUUACUUCACUGCUGUUUAUGCUGAUGAAUAUGAAAAGCCGCAACCUUCCCCUGAGGAGACCACUGAUUUUGAGAAGCCAGAGGUGGAGGUGGAGGCUCCAGAAAUGGAGUGGCUUCCCUUCCGGUGUGUUAAAUGUUUCAAGCUCUCCUUCAGCUCAGCUGAACUUCUGUGCAUGCAUUACACCGACCACCACAGCAAAGACUUAAAGAGAGACUUUACCAUACUGGGAAGUGGCAUCCGUUUCCCGAACCCCCUCUACCAGUGUCGGCACUGUGAUAGUAAACUGCAUAGCACAGCGGAGCUGACCUCACACUUGAACAGCCACAAUGAGGAAUUCCAGAAGCGUGCCAAACGUCAAGAGAGAAGGAAGCAGCUUCUGAGCAAGCAAAAAUAUGCAGAUGGUGCUUUUGUAGAUUUCAAGCAAGAGAGGCCUUUUGGUAGUUUGGAAGAAGUUCCAAAACUGAAGGAGCGGAAGGUCGUGGGAUACAAGUGUAAAUUUUGUGUGGAAGUUCAUCCAACCCUCCGAGCCAUCUGCAACCAUCUCCGUAAGCAUGUUCAGUAUGGGAAUGGCUCCUCAGUGUCUGCUGCAGUCAAGCAGGAAGUUGAAGAUCCUUCACAUGCAGCUUUCUUGGAGGGUGUUGAGGGAGCCAAAGACCCUGGCAGUAUUGCCACUGUGGAACUUGCAGAAGCUGAAUCUGGACCAUCACUGGAAGAUGAAACCAGACCUGGUGGCUACCACUGCAGCCAGUGUGACCGGGUUUUGAUGUCUAUGCAGGGUCUACGAUCGCAUGAGAGAAGCCACUUGGCAUUGGCCAUGUUUACUCGUGAAGACAAGUACAGCUGCCAGUAUUGCUCCUUUGUCUCUGCUUUCAGGCACAAUUUGGAUCGUCAUAUGCAAGCUCACCAUGGACAUCAUAAACCAUUCCGCUGCAAACUCUGCCCAUUCAAGUCCUCCUAUAAUAGCCGGCUGAAAACCCAUCUGCUUAAAGCUCAUGCUGGUGAACAUGCCUACAAAUGCUCCUCCUGCUCAUUUUCCACCAUGACAAUCAGCCAGCUGAAAGAGCACUCCCUGAAAGUGCAUGGGAAGGCACUGACACUACCAAGACCACGCAUUGUCAGCCUUGUAACCUCGCAUGCUCAACAUGCCUCCAAGAACCACACUACCGCUGAAGAAGUGGAAGACUCUAAUGCUACCUCCUUUUGCAUGGAACUCCAACACGUAGAGGGUGAUGGAGAGAAACUUUUCACCCUCAGCCUUCCUUUAAUGGCAGCAGAACAAAAUCUAUGUCCGAGUUUUCUGAAUGCUGAUUCCUCCUACAAACAAGUCAAGAGAUGGGCAAACUGGAGCGAGCUGCUGAAGUGCAACAAGGAUUCUUCCUACUCGGAGCCUCCAGAUGUCCAGCAGCAAUUGAACCACUACCAGUCAGCAGCUCUGGCAAGGAACAAUAACAACAUUAGCCCCAUCCCUACUUCUGGAGCAGAACAGAAAGCUGAACCCAUCCUAAACUGUGAAUUUUGUGAAUUCUCGUCGGGUUACAUUCAGAGCAUUCGGCGUCAUUACCGUGACAAACAUGGAGGGAAGAAGCUAUUCAAGUGCAAAGAUUGUUCCUUUUAUACUGGCUUUAAAUCUGCUUUUACUAUGCACGUGGAAGCUGGGCAUUCAGCAGUUCCUGAAGAAGGACCCAAAGAUCUCCGCUGUCCUCUCUGUCUGUACCACACCAAAUAUAAACGGAACAUGAUUGACCAUAUCGUCCUUCAUAGAGAAGAGCGAGUGGUUCCCAUAGAAGUGUGCCGUUCCAAGCUGUCCAAAUAUCUGCAGGGAGUCGUUUUCCGCUGUGACAAGUGCACCUUCACCUGCUCCAGUGAUGAGAGCCUACAGCAGCACAUAGAGAAGCACAAUGAGCUGAGACCUUACAAAUGCCAACUCUGCUAUUAUGAGACCAAGCACACAGAUGAGCUGGAUGCCCACCUCCGAGAUGAGCAUAAAGUGAGUCGCAAUUUUGAGCUGGUUGGACGGGUUAACUUAGAUCAGUUGGAACAAAUGAAGGGGAAAGAGGAAACUUCCAGCAGCGAUGAGGAAGAAAAGGAAGAGGAGAUGAGUCCCAAGCCUGAUGAGGGAGAGUCUAUGAGGUUCUCAGAGAACGGGCCACCAGAAAAACGGUUCUCAUGUGAAUUUUGUGGUCGGACAUUUGCAGAGGGCUCCGAGUGGGAAAGGCACGUACUGAGGCAUGGCAUGGCUGUGAAUGAAACCAAUCUGGUGAUUAGUGAAGACAACCAGCCAAAAGAUAACAUAGAAGAGAAUGUGAAGGUACCGUUGGCAGAAGAGAUGGAAAGCAGCACGGAAAUAGUGGUAGACUUUUCCCACACGAAUGAAACUGCCAUCUGUAUUGUUGCUGCUGCUGAUAAAUCACUCCAAGAGAAUACAGAGGCCAAAAGCGAAUGAGCACCUGGUGUGAUUUCAAACAACCUACUUGAACAGUGAUGGAUGGGAUGGGGUGGGGAGGGGGACAAGGAAGAAUCAAAGCUGCUUUUAGGACUGAAUGAUCUAUUUUCAAAGCACUGGUACCUGUGUGUGUGUGUGUGCCCGCGCGUGUGCGCGUGCGUGAGUGCUUGUUUUUGCGUGUGUGUACAUAUAUUAAAUUUAUUUAAUUGAGGACAAAUAAAUAAUGUGGCUCCAUGGCAUCUCUGCGACUCUUCUGGAUCUUGAACAGUGGGAAGUUUCCGUUCAAUUGGACUUGAGGAGCAAACUCGCCAAUGCUAGUUGCAUCAAUACCAUUGUGCUUUGCCACGAACACAUUGGAUCAUUUCAAGGAUGGAAGCAUCACAAGGAUGGAAGAGUGCAGGGGACAAUUUUCAGCGCACAAAUUUGGGCGCUAUUUUUUUCUAAUUUUAAUAUACAUAUUAUGCUUUUCCAGACUGACUGACUUGCUUUAGAAGAAGAAGAAAACAAAACAAAACAAAAACUGUUUUUUGCUUAAAACAGUCACCUGUUUCCUAGUACCUCAGAAUUAACCAAGGGAAAUAUAAAAAAAAAAAAAAUACAAAUCUCUACAUUUGUCAGUACUACCUGUUGUCGUUGUGGUUAAAUGUAGAGAUAGACUGCUGGGCAAGAUGGUGAAUGGAAGAAAAACCACAAAGUUUUAAAACUAAAAGGAAAACAAAAAUUGUGCUCAAAAUCCCUAAUGGGGGGUUUAUUUCUUAAAAUACUGUGAUUUUUUUAAUUAUUUUAGUAAAAAAAAAUACAAAAAAGAGAGAGAGAGAAUUCCUAGAUACCUGUCCGUGACUUGUCAUCUUUUAUUCCAGGUAAGCUGUUUGUUAGCGUUCUGCUAUGAUUUUAGGGUGCGCGUGUGUGUGUUUUAAAGAAAAGACUCAUGUGACUGACUAUGUGCCGUUCUUGUUUUGCCCCAUGUCUACGUCUGCUCAGCCUAAGGGGUUACAAACACAGCACAAUUGAGUUUGGGGUUGUUGUUGGGGUUUUGUUUUUCCAUGGAAAGUAUUGUUAUUCCCCACCCUGAUCCUGCACCCACCCGGGAGAUGGCGCUGGGAAGGAGGAUUCGUUUUUGUGAAUAUAAUGUUUCUUUUCACUCUCCCGCCCCCCCCUCUUUUCGGUUAGUUUCAAACAUGUGGAAAUAGCAAAGAAAUGGCUUUUUUUUAAAAAGGAAAAGGGGG
This is a messenger RNA of Sceloporus undulatus (fence lizard), 9467 nucleotides long. RefSeq names its product zinc finger protein 462 (gene ZNF462). Gene Ontology annotation, biological process: regulation of gene expression. Bases 556 to 8241 code for a protein of 2561 amino acids. The record is from RefSeq and is a predicted model, not a curated record. Lineage: Eukaryota; Metazoa; Chordata; Lepidosauria; Squamata; Phrynosomatidae. Gene Ontology annotation, cellular component: nucleus. The transcript is spliced from 15 exons.